This is a messenger RNA of Acanthosepion pharaonis, 1278 nucleotides long. The record is from the annotation of a GenBank genome assembly. Lineage: Eukaryota; Metazoa; Mollusca; Cephalopoda; Sepiida; Sepiidae.
AUGUCACUUGAUUUAACCAACGUUAUUAUUUCCAUAUUAAUCACUGUAUUUCAUAAUUAUUAUUCUUCUCCUUCUUCUUCUCUUCCUUCUUUUUCCUUCUUCUUCUUCUUCGUCUUCUUCUUCUUCUUCGUCUUCUUCUUUUCCACUCCUCCUCAUCCUCCUCCUUAUGUUCUUUUCUUUUCUUCUGGCCAUGUUAGACUUUUUCUUUUUCUUAUUUUCCUUCUUCGGUUCUUGAUAUUUCAAAUGUUUCUACAUUAUUCACUACAGUUUAUGAUACUUCUUCUUCGUUGCUUUCUUCUUCUUCUUCUUCUUCUUCUUUCUUCUUCUUCUUUUUAUUCUUCUUCUUCUUCUUUCUUCUUCUUCUUCUUCUUUUUUUUCUUCUUCUUCUUCUUGUUUCUUCUUCUUCUUCUUCUUUCUUCUUCUUCUUCUCAUUCUCUUCCUUCUCCUUUUCUUUUCUUCUUUUUCUCUUUAUUCUUCUUCUCUUAUCAUCUCCUUCUUCUUCAUAUCCACAUCUUUCUUUCUUUUAUCCAGUCUUCUUUUUUCUCUCAUUCAUUCAUCUUUUUCUUAUUUGCUAGUUGCCUAUCCUGUUUUUUCCCUUGUUUGGAUUUUAUGCGUUCUUUCAUUCCCUAUUCUACUAUUCGUGUCUCCGUCUUUUUUCCAUUCUUCCUCUUUCUACUUCCUCUUUGUUUCCGCUCACUUCUCUUCUCUUUCUCCUGCUAUUCUGAUUUUUUAAAUUUCUUCCUUUCCUUUUUCUUCUUUUACUUUUCCUUCUUUAUUUUUCCUUCUUUUCAUAUCUUCUAUCACCUUUUCUUCUUCUUCUUCUUCUUCUUCUUCUUCUUAGUCGUCGUCGACGUCUUAAUUUUAUUUGUUAUUUCAUCUUCAUUGUCGUUGUCUUCAUUUACUUGCUUGUUGAUGAGUCCCUUUAAUUUUUUUCGUCGUCUACUUCAUUCCAUUCUUCUUACUUUCUUUUUCUUCUUCUUCUCCCUCUUCUUCUUCUUCUUCUCAUCAUCAUCCUUCUUCUUCAUUUUUUCUUCAUCUCCUCCUCCUUCUUCUUCUUCGUUACCCUUUCAUUUUUUCAUCGUUUACUUCAUUCCAUUCUUCAUACUUUCUUUUUCUUCUUCUUCUUGUUUAAUUUUCUUUUUCUUCAUGCCAUCAUUUAUAAUUAUACAGCUUUCGUUUCGCCUAUUCCUCUUUUUAACUACUUUUUACUUUCCUUCAUUUCACCUGCUUUGUUCUUCAACGUUUCUUCCUCCUCCCAUAAACACCCCUCUCCUCUAG